UUAUAUAUUCGUAUUUACAUUGUACUCGGGACCACGGUUAAUGGAGGGCUUUUAUUCUGAAAUCAUCUUCACAACCGGAAGUCCUUGUAAGCGCACACGCGCUGGCGCAAAAGCCGAGUUUGGCGCGCGGUUCAAAAGCCAGAAGAGUCAGCGCGCGCGCGCGAGAGAGAGAAGCGGCACUGUCACACAGGCGGGUUUUUUUCCCCCCUAGAGUACAGAGUUUAUCCAGCGAAUCAUCCCAGCAAGAUGAAAAUGUCCAAAAGCACAGCAAAGAAGAGGAAACAGUGCUCUCCGAAUGCUGAAAGUAAUCCAGCGAAGAAAGCCUUGAGACAGGAGAGUUACUCAAAGAGAACGUCCAGUCGGCUGAAGGAGAACUGCCCAUCUCUGCUGAAUUCCCCUGAAAGGCUGCGGUCCCAAUCGCGCUCUCCCAGUACACCCAGGAAGAUGCCGCUCACUUCCAAGUUGGAGUCUCCUCCUAAAAGAGUGUCUCCUUUCAAAGCCACAGUCGGAGCAGGGUCAUUUUACAGCAAACAGAAACCCCUUUACCUCACGCCUCUCGAGAGGAAAGUGCUCAAGGAAACCAAGUCGCCUCCCUCAAACCAAGAUGAGCCGAGCGCUCCGGUGUCGUCUGGAGGAAACGUCAAUACCAAAAAGCCUAAAAAGAAGGAGAAGGUGAAAGUACAGAAAUCUAACCUAAAGGGCUACUUCACACCUAAACCUAACUGGAGCACAAAAGCAGAUUCAUCCGCAAACCCAGUAGAAGUGAAAAAGCAGGCCUCUAUUACAUUCGGUAGUUUGAAAUCCAAAAACAAACCCAGGAUCGUCGUCGGCGCUGCUUUCUUCGGCACCGGAAAAAAGCCAGCGUCCAUGUACAAGCCUCACGCUCCGAAACCGAAGCCCAAACAAGCCACCUCUCAGAAACCUGCAGUGGGGAAAGACACAGCACCAGUACAAAGAGAUCGCUCUCCAGUGCGCAAGGCUGUUUUUAUUAACAAACCUAGACCUAAUCCUCAGCCACUGUCCAAACCUGGCGACUGUGAUGUUUCUGAAGGAGCAGAACCGACACCACGUCCCCAGCCCUUGAGCAGUCUCGCACAGACCACUGAGGACAACACGACAGUUACGAAGAAACCUCAUUCACCAGUCAGAUCCUUAAACUCAACUACAGAGCACCAGGACACACCUGCCGAUCCUGGUUCAGACCCGGUGCUGGACAUCAGUGAAAUCAGCGUCUCAAAUAACAGCGGCUGUUCAGAUAAUGAAACAUCAGCCAUGUACCCCAUCUUCGGCUCCAGAAGGUCUCAGAAGAAGCGUUGUCUCUCCUCCCCUCUCAACUGCAGCACUCCAUCUGCUGGCACACCGUCUCUCCUGGUUAAGGAGAGAAGCUCCAGAAGGAAGAAAGAGCUGAAGAAGCAGAAUGAUGAUGAUCAGCUUAUCAUUGAUGCUGGCCAGAAGCAGUUUGGUGCGACUACAUGUAAUUCGUGUGGCAUGCUGUACAGCGCAGACAGUCCAGAAGACAAUUUCCAGCACACACAGUUCCACCAGCGCUUCCUGGACACCAUCAAGUUUGUGGGUUGGAAGAAGGAAAGGGUUGUGGCAGAAUUCUGGGAUGGCAAAAUCAUCCUUGUUCUUCCUGAUGACCCAAAGUAUGCUACUAAAAAGGCAGAGGAUGUAAGACGUAUUGCAGAUAGUGAGCUGGGAUUUCAGCAAGUCAACCUCAGCAGCCCCAGUGCUGCCAAAACCUACCUUUUCAUCAACAGUGACAAGAUGGUGGUGGGCUGCCUGGUGGCCGAGCCCAUAAGACAGGCUUUCAGAGUGCUGGCACAACCGGAGAAGCCGAAGGACAUGACCAAGGAGGACUUCAUGGAGCACCACAGAGCCUGGUGCUGCUCCACUGUGCCGGAGAAGGCCAUUUGUGGAGUGAGUCGCAUCUGGGUGUUCAGCCUGAUGAGGAGAAAGGGCAUCGCCACACGUCUUAUAGACACAGUCAGGGGAUCGUUCAUGUAUGGAAGCCCACUGACCAAAGAUGAAAUCGCCUUCUCUGACCCCACUCCUGAUGGCAAGCUCUUUGCAACAAAGUACUGUGGAACUCCCACAUUUCUGGUUUAUAACUUUAUUGGCUAAUUUUUAUAAACUAGUUUACAGUUCUCACUGUCUCAUAUAUAUUUUAGACUGAGAAAUGACUCGCUGCUGUUCUGUUUAUUAACAGUUUAAUUCAGUUCGAAUGAAGCUUUUUGCAAACAUGCAUUUUAAUGGAACAAUUGGUCAAAAAGACAUUAACACAUUUCUAGAAAGAGGUUUGACUCGAUCUGUAUGGUUUCGUAAAUCUCUAUAAAAACAUGCGUAUAAUUAAGUGUGCAUGCAAUUAUUUAAACAUGCACACUGUCCAGCUACUUGAGCCAUCCUCCAGUGGCAAGCAAGUAGCACAAUGAAACAUCUUCAGCUCACUUUCUACGUUAAUGGGAAAUAUGUACAUUUUGUUUUAAACCCAAAUUCAAUCUGUGUGGAAAUUUCUCUAGUUGUUUUAUUCCAAGUUGAUACUCAGGCAAGUUCAUGUUUUAGCCCUUGUUUAAGAUAAAAUUAUUUGAAGAACUUGCACAUGACCCCUCAUGUUCUGAGAACAAUCUGCUGGUAUAAAUGUUUCAUGUGCAGUUUAUCUGUAAAUAUUUUAAAUAAAUGUUGCUGCAAAAAAUGUGUAUUUGGUCCUAUAAAUGAACAUAUGUC
Messenger RNA from Hemibagrus wyckioides, 2724 nucleotides. RefSeq names its product establishment of sister chromatid cohesion N-acetyltransferase 2 (gene esco2). The record is from RefSeq and is a predicted model, not a curated record. Gene Ontology annotation, biological process: mitotic sister chromatid cohesion. The transcript is spliced from 11 exons. Gene Ontology annotation, cellular component: chromatin; nucleus. Gene Ontology annotation, molecular function: protein-lysine-acetyltransferase activity. The coding region runs from base 247 to 2124 and encodes 625 amino acids. Lineage: Eukaryota; Metazoa; Chordata; Actinopteri; Siluriformes; Bagridae.